Molecule: messenger RNA, 3835 nt
Organism: Dermacentor silvarum
Lineage: Eukaryota; Metazoa; Arthropoda; Arachnida; Ixodida; Ixodidae
Exons: 7
Coding region: 282-968 (228 amino acids)
Source: RefSeq, a predicted model, not a curated record
UCGCACGCAGCUGCUCGAGAGUGCGCGUCCUGGGCAGCAGCGCCGAACCGUGCGCAGCAGCUGGCAGCUGCGUCUUGAAGGAAACGCCGCACCUAACAAGUGCUCCGCCUGCCGACGCUGCUUUCCGCCGGCGGUGAACGACGACGAAUCUGCCGACGCUGCCGCGGCGCCCGCUGAAUCAAAGCCAAGAAGGAAUCGCACCGUGUCGCAUCGUUUGUGCCUUGACCUUUCAGAUCAUCAUCGAAGCGUCACCACACUGCUGCCUCGGUGAAGCAGAGAAGAUGACUCCCAGGACGGGCUUCUUCAAGUGCUCUCUUCAGAGAGGCACUCGCUACGCAGCUGCCAUAACACUGUUCUCGACGAGCCUGCUGUUCGUUACCUACAUGAUCUCUCUGUACCGCCAGCACGGCUUCCUCGAAUCUAUCAACAGGUCCCUGGGAUUCGACGUGACACCCGCUUCGCCAGUCGUGGAGUUCAUGGCCAUGUUGGGCUUCGGCCUGAUCCUGCUCUUCGAGAUGAUGUCCUCCUGGCUGGCCAUCAAGGCAACCACACUGGAAAGUCGCUGGCUCCUGUUACCCUUCAUAGGACUCACAACUUGCGGCAUCGUGUCGCCAGCACUCAUGUCGGCAGUUAUCGUGCUCUCCUGUCGCCGCUAUGAGACCGCGCCGUUACCCCUCAACACCCUAAUACCGGUUUUGUUCAUCGUCUUGACUAGGACAUACUUCCUGUUGGUGACCGUGUCCUACUACCGCGAGCUCCAGGAACGCGAGUCGCGCCAGGAGGAGACCCUGCCGUCAGUGGCGUCCCAGGUACCGCAGCUGCACAUCGACGACCUGCCAGCGCACAAGCGGCUGCCGCCCUUCCUGCUCGACUACCUGCAGAAGCCUCCUCCAUACGAAGGAUACGACGACGAGGCACGCGUGCAGGAAGACCCCAAGAGUGGAAUUGGCAUGCGCCUGUACAUGUGAACAUGCAUGGUCGAAGCGCUUGUAGCUGCAUCUCGUCCUUGCCAUACGGAAGAGAAGACAGACGAUGACUUUGUGUACGCGAAAUUUUGUACAUAGCUCCAAGGUACAGCGCUUGAUCUCAUCGUGUGACACGCCCAGAACUGUCUUCGAGCAAACCUGCGUCAGACCGGACUUCCCAUCCAGAUGGAGGAAAUGCCAAAAAGAAGCAAGCACCACAAUUGAGUGCGAUGUUAUCACUAUACCGUCUGUCCCAUGCAGCUAACGCUAGCCAAGCUAUUCAAAUAAGAAAAAAAAAAGAUUAAGAAGUCACGCUGCGAGGUACGAUUAUAAGACCUAGGAUUUCAGUCGUUAGAGGUAUGACGACCGAAAACCGUAGACCUUAAAACCGUAUCUUGCACACCGUUUUUUUUAAUAUCUUUUUUUUUCUUUGAACAGCUUGGCUAACGUUAGCUGGGACACCUUAUAGAUGAUGUGCUUAUGUUGGAUCAUAUAUUAUUUCAUUCGAUAAAGCUGGUUCAGUGGAAAAUAGCAGCGAAAUACAGCACCCGGGAGAAGUUCGUCAUUUGAAAAACCCUCCUGUGGUACGCUGCUUGACAUGGUUCAACAAUGGUCAUUCCUGACACCGCAGCUACAAUAUGCACUACGUACAAGUGCCGAACGCGGAACGGAACGCUUUAUUCAUGUGCAUGCAUAUGUUGCCCAACAUGAAUUUUGGGUCAGGUUUGCUCGAAGAGUUCCAGGUUCGCACAGGGGCAUCUGGUUGUGUUUGUCGCCUUUCUCAACUGGGCACUGACGACAGCAGAAUUCAUCAUGUUCGCGUUUUGUCUUCUUGAUGUCUUGCUAUGUAUGGUAACCAUAUGCAUCGUAUUUCUGACGCCUUUUGAACGAAGCGUCACCACGCGUCGACGCGUCUGUUUUACGCUGUACGCCGACAUCGCUAUGAUCAUGCACAACCGGACCGUGUUAGUUGCGAAUAUGGUUUUAAAGCGGACCCAUAUGGUAUGCAUUCCGGCCAUAGCGGUAGCAUGUAGUACUAUAGUAUUACCGCGCGACGCGCAUACGCUGACGUCGGAAAUACGUUGCGUGUCGUCGCCGUUUUAGUUCUGUUUUUUCUCCUUCAACUCAUCCAUCAGUGGGGGCCAUCACUGGGUUAGGUCAACGAAUCAGAAAUUAAGAAAUUGACUACCGCCUUUGUCCUCCAUGCAAAGGCUCGCCCCUGUGGUAUAUUUAGCUGUUUGCGGUGCACAACAGGCGAUUCUCCUGUGCUCGCUUUCUUUACGUUCCUCCUUUCUGUUUGCGAAAGUCUGCUAGUGAUUAGGAAGCACUAUGACAAGAAGUUAUCUAAGAGCUUUAGCUGUUCGCCUACCUACCCUUAUUUUUUUAGUGCGUGCUUCUCCUUGAAUCUGGAGGGGAGCGGAGUAGUGAUUACUGGGUGAAAUCAGCCGUAACUAUCAUCUCACUCUAUAGUAAAACCUUAACUGCGGUAUAUAAAUCGGGGAGAGUAGGGAAAAUGAGAAAAGGGCGGCUGGAGUUACGAACAUGGCCAGCUCGAUGGCAGGGUGAAAGCAGACGGGAGGAGUGGAUAUUCGUCCAGCACUGUCUUUCAAUGUGGGUACACGCGUACCAUCCGUGCGGACCUCUUCAGUCCGCAGUCGGCACGGAUCGGCUGAAGAGGUCUCUAUCUACCGUGAAGUCAAGGGCGACCUGGAAUGCCCUGCUGCGCAUCUUGCGGCGUUUAUUUCUCCACCUAUCUCGCUCCGUUCUCUAUUUUACCGCAGCAGCAUGGUCACGUGUUCGUCGCGUGGUGUGGCCGCAUGUCGCUUUGUAUACACGCGGUGCACGUGGUGCGCCAAUAUAAAAGGAAACACCGAAUCAGCGAUCAAAGCGGUUAACUUUCCUUGAGUAUGCUCACGAUGAGAAAAAAAAAAGUUGCAUGAGCGGGAUUCCUCAACAGGUGAACGAAAUAACAAAUAGCAGUGAGUGAGGUUUUGACCUGCACGGCUUCAAGAAUCGCUGUUUCAAGGCAGAUGAAGUGUUCCCUUUCAUAUUGGCGGAGCGCGUACCUUCAUUCGCUUGUGUUGCACAUUGCACUCCUACACACCUGUGGCGUGGUUACAAAGACAGCUGAUCGGCUAUCAAGUGCCGCCAUCGUCAGCGCUCAGACAUAUCAGAAAAGUCCAACAUUCAUUUUGUUCUUGCCGCGGGAUUGAACUGAGCAGUCGAGAGCGGCAAACUCUUGUCACAAAAUUACGUUUUGACCUUCUCGAUGCCGUUUUGGCACAUUACAUUGAUCGCACUCUCUCACAUUCUCAUUUAUUGACGCCUUGGCAUGGCAGUUUCUUUCGAUCGUUAGGAACGGCAAGGCAGCGUGAACGCAAUGGCCAAAGCUAUGGAAUACCUGCAACUCUUGUUAUCGUGUUUGUGUUGUUCCGCUGCGCCUAAUGUCCGACGAAAUAGCCCUGACGGUGGAUAUCACUAAUCUGCUGCGCACGUGCAACUAUGAAGAACUGAUACCGCGUGAAAAAUUGAGAAAUGGGGCUAAAGUUCUUUAUUUCCCCCCCCCCUUUUUUUUUUUAAUCGCCACUGCAGUCAAACAUUGCUCCUGCAGGCUGUUAGGACACACAUGUCCGAUUUGACAAAUACUUCAAAAUGCCCUCCCCGAGAAAAUAGGAAACGAAAAAAGAAACGAAGAAAAAAGAAGAACGCUAUUCCCCACUUGUUUACUUAACACGAGAGCUCUUCCUUUCUGUCUUCAUCACAAAACUCUUGGUCGAAGCAACACUCUCUUUCUCUACGCAUUUCACGCAUGCGCGGUGUACACAUCGGACGUGGCUGUCUAAAAAGGAGUGGAAUAAAGGCCCCGGCCA